GGUCCUGCAGAGCACAUGAUGAAAAUAGGUAAUUUCACAAAUGUCCAAGAAUUUAUCCUGGAAGGAUUUCCUGCUGCCCAACACCUGGGGAAACCCCUCUUCGUGGUCCACUUGCUUUUGUACUUAGUGUCCAUCAUGGGAAGCAUUGUCAUUGUCACUAUCACAUGGGCUGAUCGCUGCCUCCAAACACCCAUGUAUUUUUUCCUAAGCAAUUUCUCCUUCUUGGAAAGCUGCUUUAUAACUACUGUUAUACCCAAAUUGCUAGCAAUCUUCCUUUCAGGAAUGCAAACAAUUUCCUUUGCUGCCUGCCUCACCCAAAGCUUUUUCUUUCUGUUUUUGGGGUCAACAUGCUUCUUCCUUUUGGCUGUGAUGUCCCUGGAUAGGUAUAUGGCAAUCUGUAACCCUCUGCAUUACCACAGUAUCAUGAACAUGAGGAUCUGUUUCCUCUUAGUUUUAUCCUGCUAUGCUUUGGGUUUCAUAUUAAUCAUUGGCCUAAUCCUAAUGGUUUCUCGAUUAUCUUUCUGUGGCCUUAAUGUCAUCAACCAUUUCUUCUGUGACUUAGGUCAUCUGGUGCAUCUUUCAUGUUCUGAUACCAGUACUACUGAAUCAUUAACCUUUCUUCUUUCCAUAGUUAUCAUCCUAUCUUCCCUCACCAUAACAGUCAUAUCAUACAUCAAUAUAAUAACUACGAUAAUUAAUCUCCCAUCUGCCAAAGAGAGACAGAAAGCCUUUUCCACCUGUUCUUCCCACCUCAUUGUCCUUUUUCUGACAUAUGGAAGUUGUGUUUUUAUAUAUGUGAAACCAAAGCAGUCUGACAGACUAGAAGCCAACAAAGAGGCAGCACUUAUGAACACUGUGAUCACCCCUUUGCUGAAUCCUUUCAUUUAUACACUACGAAAUAAGCAAGUCAAAAAGGCCUUGAGAGAUGCUUUAUACAGAAUGAAAUCCACAAGACAGUCAAUUUUAGAUUUGGAAAGAGACUUAACGUCAUUUAAGACAAGCUGA
This is a messenger RNA of Phascolarctos cinereus (koala), 1005 nucleotides long. RefSeq names its product olfactory receptor 6M1-like. Gene Ontology annotation, biological process: G protein-coupled receptor signaling pathway. The record is from RefSeq and is a predicted model, not a curated record. Gene Ontology annotation, cellular component: membrane. Gene Ontology annotation, molecular function: olfactory receptor activity; G protein-coupled receptor activity. NCBI's taxonomy places the organism in Eukaryota, Metazoa, Chordata, Mammalia, Diprotodontia, Phascolarctidae.